Molecule: messenger RNA, 5963 nt
Organism: Neodiprion fabricii
Lineage: Eukaryota; Metazoa; Arthropoda; Insecta; Hymenoptera; Diprionidae
Gene: Rich
Product: guanine nucleotide exchange factor subunit Rich
Exons: 16
Coding region: 173-4456 (1427 amino acids)
Biological process (GO): retrograde transport, endosome to Golgi; intracellular protein transport
Cellular component (GO): Ric1-Rgp1 guanyl-nucleotide exchange factor complex; cytosol; Golgi membrane
Molecular function (GO): protein binding
Source: RefSeq, a predicted model, not a curated record
CGUGGAUCGGGAUUGGAAGCCAACUUCGGACAGCGGCGUACUAUACCGAAGAAAUUCUAAUAUUUAGGUUAAAUGGUGUUUACAUAUCGGCUCCACUGUGAAAUGCUAGUGUUUAGAUUGACGUUGAGUGAAAUGUGAGGUCUGCACGCAAGUUGGUGGCAGUCGGAAAAUCAUGUUUUUUCCGAUAGGAUGGCCAAGGGUAUUGAACAUACCUGAAACCGAGAAAAUACGCGCUGUCGUUUGCAACAGGGAUAAAAUAUUGUUCGCAAUUCUAACGGAUGACGUGGUUGCCAUCUGGUAUUGUAAGCCAUGUGUGCCAAUUGUGUUUGUAAGGCGUCCACAAGAUUCUAUAAUAAAAUACGGGGAGAAUGUAUUAGUCCAAUGGCGUCCAGAUUCAAGUAUGCUGGUCAUCGGGACAUCGGACAGCUACCUUUUAUUUUAUCGGUUGACAGAGUACAGAGUCGAGGGAAGAGGACUUUAUGAGCAGAAAGACUCGCCUGUUAGUAGUUUAAGACGCGACAGUGCCGAAUUAUUCAUCAAGGAGGUGAUCCCACCAAUUGUUUUGACUCUGGAAAAGUCGGUAUGGGUUGAUGGUGGAAUCAGUUCAUUAGUCUGCAUCAGGGACGAAUUAAUGUUAGCAACACAGACGAGUCACGUAAUUCGCUACAAGUGGGAUGGAAGUGUGAAUCGUGAUUAUUCUCUCGAUUUGCGUAGAAUUCCAUUUAGUGUCGACCAACAAGUGUCCACGUUAGCUGUGCCCAUUACUGAAAAUAAUGUCUAUGUUUCGGAUAUUGAAUAUUCGCCUUUAGUCGGAGGUUUCGCCGUCACACUAAGCAAUGGAAAAGCGGCAUUUCUCACUGCUCAGUCGUUGAAAUUUGAUCCCAACCAAGUACAGGGCAUAUGGGCCAGAGAUUUGGAUGACGCGACUUGUGCUGCUGUUAAUCAUAAAUAUCGGCUUAUUGCUGUUGGUAGACAAAAUUCUCAAGGUGUGGUGUACUACGUCGAUGAAACUACUGGUGGCUUGGAGGUUUCCCACACUCUAAGCCUUUUGUCUAAAGAUUAUCCCGGCACACCAGGAUCUGUCAAGUGUUUAAAAUGGACUCCAGAUGGUUGUGCAAUUGCUUUAGCUUGGGAAGGAGGUGGAUUAGCAAUAUGGAGUACAUUCGGCGCGCUGUUACUUUGCACUUUGAAAUGGGAUUACGGAUUGAGAGUAGACUUAAUGAGAGACAAUCCACUACACAUCCAUGCAGUGGAAUGGUCGGCAGAAGGUUACCAAUUAUGGAUGCUUCAAGAGUCACCUGAGCCAACAUUGUCUGAGGAAACUGGUGACCAAAAUUUUAGUCGAAAACGGUUCCUUGUUCAGUUGGAUUUUGUAAAGAGUCCUUUAACCGUAAAUCCAUGCAUGAGUCACCAUGGGCAUUUAUAUCUGCAAGGUGAGGAUCGUUUGUAUUUAAAUUUAGGUGGCGGAGGGGUAUCGACGAAUAGCAGUGUACUGUAUCCCUCAAACGAAUCACCGUUAGAUAUUUCAAAUCAGGCACUUGCCGGGUGUAAACAGUGGCUAGUUGUUCCCAUACCAAGUGCGUACAGUGGCUCGAACUGGCCGAUUCGGUAUACUGCCAUAGAUGAAAAAGGGCUUAGUAUAGCAGUAGCCGGUCGUGCGGGCUUGGCACAUUAUUCUUUACCACCCAGAAAGUGGAAACUCUUUGGUAACGAAACACAGGAGCGUGAUUUCAUUGUCACUGGAGGCUUGUUAUGGUAUCGAGGUCAUCUAAUUGCCGGAAGUUACUCAUUGCUGGAGGAUAAAGAUGAGAUCAGAAUCUAUCCCAGAGACACGCGAUUAGAUAAUAGUUAUGCAAAAAACAUCAAAAUGCCUGCUCAGGUUUUAUUGCUGAACACAUUAAAAGAAAGAUUACUCACUUUUUGUGCCAAUGGACAAGUCAGUAUUUACGAUAUGGUGCUAGAAGGUGAUGAAGGUACGAGUGGUAUAGAGCUUACAAGAAUACAGACUGUAGAUAUUAGCGGUCUAUGUGUUCAUCCAGCGUGCGUUGUGAGCGCUACGUUAACUACGAUUCGUGCGGAAACAGCUGGUAGUCAUCCGCAUCCUGAAAGUCUAUUACUAAAUGUCUCUGGACGAUUACUGAUGGUUCAGCGCGAUCACUGCAAUGAUAAUUCUGAAGUGCUGUACGCUUGUAGUGCGCCAACAGUACUUGCAUCAUGUGUUGAAAAUGUUUGGGUUCCUUGGAGAUCACGACGAGAUAAACCUCAUUUGACCGAAGCAUUGUGGCUGUUCUGUGGAGCUCAUGGUAUGAGAGUUUGGCUUCCUCUAUUUCCAAGGAAUCACCAAGAGAAAGCACACACAUUUAUGAGUAAAAGAAUAAUGUUGCUUUUUCAUUUGAGAAUAUAUCCAAUGGCUAUACUUUUUGAAGAUGCAAUUUUACUUGGGGCUGAAAAUGAUACUGUUUUAUACACAUCGGAUACAAACUCACCGUUCUCUCUGCCUUUCAGUGUAUUGGAGUUAACGAGUCAAGUCUACUUACAUCAGAUACUACGUCAAUUAAUUUGUCGGAAUUUGGGGUACCAUGCAUGGGAGAUUGCGCGGUCAUGUUCAGCUCUACCAUAUUUUCCUCAUUCUUUAGAACUUCUAUUACACGAGGUUUUAGAAGAAGAAGCCACCAGCAAGGAACCAAUUCCUGAUGCUCAAUUACCCUCCAUUGUUGAAUUUAUACGUGAAUUUCCUGGUGUAUGGGCUCGUGCAGUUGUUCAAUGUGCCAGAAAAACGGAAAUAGCACUUUGGCCGUAUCUGUUCUCCGUGGCAGGACCACCUAAGAAAUUACUUCAAGACUGUCUCCAAAGACAACAGCUUGAUACUGCUGCUAGUUAUUUGAUAAUUCUACAAAAUUUGGAACCCUCCUCAGUGAGCAGGCAACAUGCAACUCUUUUACUUGAUGCUGCUUUAGAACAGGGAAGGUGGGAACUCUCCAAAGAUUUAGUACGAUUCCUCAGAGCGAUUGAUCCGAACGACGUGGAAUCGCCCCGUACAUCAUGGGGCGGGACAGGCAAGCUUGGCGGACCACCGCAAACUCCUUCUGUAUCUCCUCAUGAAGAAGAUCUGUCAUUUGUCUUGGGUACUAUGCAAGUAUCGAGGAGUAGAAGUUACAGCACUACUACAACUCCUAAAGUUCAGAUUGAAACAACGACUAAGGAUGUAGCCCCAUCUUCCGUUUUGGAGAAGACCAGAAAUGUAGUAAUGAGGCGAAAGAAGUCUGUUCCAACUGCCAAGUCUGAGAAAACUGAAAAUAAAGAGGGAUCAGCAGAAGAAUUUUUUAUUGACGUUAUUCUGCAGCGACAUGCAAGGCGAUUAUUAACUGCCAGACGACUUGCAGAUCUAGGAAGAUUUGCUGCACGACUUGAUUUUCAUCUAGUAACCUGGUUUGCACGCGAACGUGACCGAGCUGCCAAAAUUGAUGACUAUAUUAGUGCCCUGAAGACAGUUCAUGAAGAUUUUGGAUUCCCUUAUCCUGUGCUGUCGUUACCAAUGUUACAGAAAAUCAGGCGUGCUAGUAUCACUUCUUUGAGAUCGAUGAGAUCUAUUAGUAUAGAACAUCCCGAUGAAAAUGAAUUAAAACCGAACUUUGCUGUCGAUUUACCUGACAGUGGAUACACCAGUUUACCAGGAGGCAGGCCUCCAUAUACAAGUUUAAUAUCUCCUGUUGCUAGUUUGGAAUCACAGUUUCCAGCCGUCGAAGCGAAACUUGCACCGCACAUGUUGCAAGAUGAAAGCAGUGUUUUAAGCGAUUCCAGUACAGUUUGGAGGGAGGACGUUGAAUCAAUUGUAGGAAAUGGUAUUGGUCCAGUUUGCUGGGAGGCAGAGCCAGUCGAACCAACUGACAUACAUGUCUCUGCAUCCUGUGGUUCUACGAGUCGUGGAGAGGUACAGUUGAGAUACCUUCUGCAGCUCUUUUUGGAAGGCGGCUGUUUGGGCUGGGCUACUGUAUUGGCUACCGUUCUCAGAGAUUCACCAGCUAUGGCGAGAAUUGUUAGAGCUGCAAACGCUCCAUCGCAGACUUUAGAUUCAGUCAUAAAUUUACGUGACGGGCUGAUAGCACUAACAAGGUGGUCAAAUACUGAAUGCUUGGGAUACAAACCAUUCAUGCUUGGCAUUCAAGUACACCUGACUAUGUUGAAUCGCUUGAUAUCAACAAAGCAGCAACCGGAACAGGAGCAAAUUCCAGAAAGUCCAUCUCCAAGCCCUGCCCCUUCGUCAGGCAGUAAUCCCCGCGGAACAAUUUCACGAUCGAGACAUUCCUCAAUUAGUCAUACAUCAACAACUGCACCGCUAGAAGAGGAGACAUCCCACGAUUCCUCGUUAACUAUGGAAGCUGAUUUGCGUGGAAGCCUUAACAACGUUAAUGUAGUGGAAAGCAAUAAUAUUCAAUCAGGGUGCAUCAUCUCUUAGUGUGUGAAACAUAAUUUUCUAUAUGUAUAGUGUUACACGUGAAAUUAAUUGUUAAAACGAUUCGCCAUCCGAUUACAACCUGUUUGUUACCGUUUUAUUGUUAGAUUACAGGUUAGACAAUGGGAAUCAGUUGAGAAUGGAUAUGCUUGCCUGCGAUGUAUUCAGAAAUGUAGAUGAUUUACGUUAUACACAAACCCGUAGAUAAAAUAUGUCUGAUAGAAGAUAAAAAUUGACUGAUCAGUCACGAAAUGGUAACACUGUUGACUGUAUUUGAAACGUCCGUAAUGAUGUACGUGCAUCAGUAGUAUUCCCCCAUAAUCAAAAAUCGCACUUUUAUGUAUGUAUUGUGCACUUAAUGAUCGUUGAUAAUUACUCGUUAGUAGAAGCAUUUUUCGACUAGAUAACAUUUUUGUAAUUGGUGAGGGUUUGAAUAUUCUUUCCAAGCAGCACGAUAGCAAUAGCAAAUUACUCAAGUAUAUGAACUACUUGACAGCUCAAUGAUAUUUCAAUUUGAAAUUAUCAAGUUAUCACUUCUUUGCCAAAGCUCAACGGAAUCAGUCUGUGUUAGGCAACGAAAGCAAGUUAAAAUGUGCAAUUAAUCUUUACUGAUAUCUAGCGUGGAAUGAGAGAAGAAAUACGGAGAUAUGUUCAGUCGUAUUCUUCUAUCGUAUUGUUUGACUCUCUUACUUUUCAAUUGGUAAUUUAGAGUCGAAAUGUUAUUAUACUAAUAGGAUAAUACUCGUUAAUAUUAGACCCUCUUAACUUUGUGGAUUACGUGAUGAGAAACAGAUUUGCUAUUCAUGCGAAAUAAUGCUAUUUUUAUUGACAAUUUGUACGCUCCCAGUGAAAAUAGUCUUGCUUUGCGAGUGGUAAUUUCGAUCUGCUUGUCAAAGAUAGUAGCAGAUCUAUAAUGUAAGAUUUAUUCUGAUUUUUUAUCACUUAUGAUGUAUGAUAUUAUUAAUAACAAUUCAUUACUUUUAUCUCUACGAACGAAUCUUAUUAUGAGAGUAAGAAAGGUGGUACAACUUUUUCUUGUGGCAAAUCAAAACUGGCGUCACAAAAUUGCUAGUGGGCAAUCUGCUUGACAGAAUUGCUGGAGUUCAGUACUGGAAUAAUUUGAAAGUUCCGCACUUCAUUGAAGGACUGUAAAAAAACUGGAAAUAGAAUGUAUAAUAAAUUAUUCAAUCUGUAGUGAUGCAACGAUGCAGGAAUCAGUCUAAUAGCAAUCUUUCAAAUAUUCGAUAUUCGUACAUAAGUAUAGCCUGUUCAAAACGAUGACAGGCAGAAGUAGGAGGAUUAGCAAAUGAUAUUCACAUCUGUGGUUUUUACACAGUACAGGUGAAGGUAACGAUGUCAAUAACUGGAGUUCAAGUAUCUCGUGCAUAACGAAGUGAGAAGAGUCCAUUCAGAACGAGAAGGCUAAAAAUAAUUAGAAGUCAAUAAGUUACCUUUAUACAUAUAUAUUGUAAAAUAUUAUUUCGUAAAUAUAUAUUAUAUUUUCUCAUAA